UCAAAGAGAGAGAAUGACAAUACAAAAUUCUACAAUCGUGAAAUUUAACCAAGCGCGGUGUUCGCAAUAAUUUUAAGGGUUUCAAAAUCUUUGUAAAUAAGUGGUAUUAGAUUAUUAUUUUAAAGGUUUUUGUGAGAAAUCGUCAUCAUGAGUUUUGGAUUGCCCUCCUUGAAAGUAAAACCUGAAAAUGCUUGCAAUAUCAAAAGCCAAGAAGGUCCUUUUGGAAUCCCUGAUCCAAUGGUUGCAGGAAUUGCAGCAACAAAACCAAAAAUCAGUACCUCGCAUCCUAUUGAAACAUCUGAAAGAAAUUAUCAUUUAAAUGAAGAGAAAAUGAAUAUGGCCAUGCUCCGUAAUAUUCAAGGUCUGCAUGCCCCUCUAAAACUUACCAUGGAGAUGAAAUUUGCAAACAAGGUGGGCCGCUUACCAUUCCUUCCGAGCUCCAACUUGCAGCAUGAUGUUCUCACAGGUAGAUAUUUGGACAUUGGCUUUGAGGACAUUCUUAAUACUCCAGAUGUCUGUGAAAUAGCAGGACAGCCUCAUGCCAUGGUUGAGAGGUCACUUGGAAUAUUGUGAAAAAGUGUUUCAUUGUAAUAAAUAUGUAAUGUUUUCUC
Molecule: messenger RNA, 611 nt
Organism: Chilo suppressalis (striped riceborer)
Lineage: Eukaryota; Metazoa; Arthropoda; Insecta; Lepidoptera; Crambidae
Source: the annotation of a GenBank genome assembly